AUGCAAACUCUACAACAGAAAGCUUCUGAAUGGAGCGGAGUUCCAACGAACGAAGCUUUCUCCAUCGACGAAACCAAUCUCUUCCAGAAACUCGGCCUUCAAACCUUCAUCAACCUCUCCACCAAUUUCUACAACAGGGUUUAUGAUGAUGAACAAGAAUGGUUUCGUUCCAUUUUUGCUAAUUCUAAGAAAGAUGAAGCUAUUCAGAAUCAGUAUGAAUUCUUUGUGCAAAGAAUGGGAGGUCCUCCUCUGUUCUCUCAAAGAAGAGGACAUCCUGCUCUAAUUGGUCGACAUCGACCAUUUCCUGUCACUCAUCAAGCUGCGGAGAGGUGGUUACAUCACAUGCAACAAGCAUUGGACACUACUCCAGAUAUAGAUGAUGACUCAAAGAUCAAAAUGAUGAACUUCUUCAGGCACACUGCUUACUUUUUGGUGGCCGGUGAUGAGCUAAAGAAUCCAAACGAACAGAUACCGUGCAAACAUGCAGCUGGAAAAGAUAAUUCAUGA
Vicia faba (fava bean) is the source of this 507-nucleotide messenger RNA. The record is from the annotation of a GenBank genome assembly. Lineage: Eukaryota; Viridiplantae; Streptophyta; Magnoliopsida; Fabales; Fabaceae.